AUGGUUAUUCUGAUCAAUCGAGGAUGUGUAGGUCUUGAAGAAAUUCGCACACAUCGUGUCACAUUACGUUUGAUCCUAUUAAUUAUUGGAAUAUGUAUCUGCUGUAUUCUAUUAACAUUCGCAAUAAGUAACUUCGGUAAUGAUACUCAUCAAAUAGAACCAGAACCAGUUAAAUGUGAUUGUUCAUUAACACAAAAUUCAUUUCCUCAAACAAUUCCAUCAGUAUCAAAUAUUACUCCAAACAAACCCAUAUUAAAACCAUGUAAACCAAUUAAAAAAACUUCUCCUGUACAACGUGCCAUUGUUAUUUAUUAUCCAAGUCAUCAAAGUGAAUAUUUUUUUCCAGAAGUCAAAUGGCUUUAUCGUUCAUGGGUUGAAAUGUUACUUGGUGAACCAUCAACAUGGCGAACAGAUCUUGUGAUAUUUACAUAUAAUUUUUCGAGUGAAUUUCGAAGACUUGGUUGUGUUCAUCGUCUUCGUCAAAAUAAGGAAGAACCAUCUAUGUGUCGACUUUUUCUCUAUGUGCCAAUACAGUUUCGAACAAAAAAUAUUACGGAUAACGAUUUUCAACAUGCAUUUGAUGAUGCAAAACGUGUUAUAGAAUCAUAUAAAGAUAUAAAUGACUCAUUUAUUGGUGUACCAUUAGUAAAUGAUAAAGAAACAUUUGAUGCAAAACAUGUUUUCAUUUAUCAUCAUUUUGCAACAUAUAUUCCAUCAAAUUGCACUUUCAUAACUGGUGGUGGUCGAUAUACCACAAAAUUCAAUCGACGUAAAUUGAAAAGUAUUGCUCAUGAUAUGGGCUUUGCACAUGUCAAUUUACUUAACAUGGGCUCGACAUGGUAUGGUUCACCAUAUGAUGCAUAUUUAGUUGCUAAUCAAACACUACAUGGUAUGCUAUGGUUAGCAUUAUAUGAAUUUGCUAUGCCGGAAAGAGAGUCUAAAUUAGGAACAUUGAUGUGGCCUGAAUGGCAUUAUGGUGUUUUACUUUUAUAUGGUCAACAAUUAGCUUUAAAUCAUUUAGUUGGUAUAAAUCAAAUUCGCAUACUAAUAGGUCAUAAUCUUCUCGACCAAUUAACAACAGAUGAUAGAGUGGAAUAUGUUCAAAAAGGGAUACGUCUUAAUUUACAUUGUUGGCAUACAGAUUUACCUUUUUCAAAAUUUGUUUUCAAAAUGGGUAAAUAUAAUCAAACUGACUUAGAAAAAUAUAAAAAUGGGAAAACUGCUCAAGCUUAUGCAAUGCGUAUGGCACUUGAAUCAAAGUAUAUGACACUUGAAGAAUUGGCUGCAUAUGGAAGAAAAAAAUCUUUGUCAUCUUAA
This is a messenger RNA of Rotaria sp. Silwood1, 1317 nucleotides long. NCBI's taxonomy places the organism in Eukaryota, Metazoa, Rotifera, Eurotatoria, Philodinida, Philodinidae. The record is from the annotation of a GenBank genome assembly.